Molecule: messenger RNA, 371 nt
Organism: Chondrus crispus (carragheen)
Lineage: Eukaryota; Rhodophyta; Florideophyceae; Gigartinales; Gigartinaceae
Exons: 2
Coding region: 1-237 (78 amino acids)
Source: RefSeq, a predicted model, not a curated record
AUGGCGGUUGUGGUUGGGUGGGCCAGCAGGAGGAAUUGCGCUCGGAGAGAAGGAACGAAAUGGCGGGGUGUCGCGAAGGGAAGAGGGGCGCGAAGGAGAGAGGGCAGAAAGAAGCGCGAAGGGGUGCAGCGGAAUGUUAGAAACAGAGCUCCCGGCGCUGGAAGGCGCGGCGGCGCGGGUAGGGUAAGUAGUAUAAAGGAACAAACCGGGCGCGAAGGAAGAAGAAAGGGGAACUGAACAUCAGGGGAAUUCCUGAGGAGUCGAGUGGAUUCUCGACGAGCGGAGGCUUGCACCGGGUGGAUUCCCGCCAACGGCCUCUGGACAGCAAUAAAAACUUGGUUUGACAGUACCCUUGUACUUAACCUAUUGCG